AUGUCUCACCUACAUAAUGAAGGUUUAAGAAAACAGCUUGUCGCUGAUAAACGAACUGCAACUGCAGACUUGUCAUGGUUGGUAAGUUUCGAACCCCAUUAACACAACCGAUUACACUUCUGUAAAUCAGCAUAUUUCAUGGCCAGACUUGUGAACUGACUUUCUUUAUCUCACUUCAAUCACUUAGUUAGGUUUAGAUGAACUAGAGUUAAAUAAAAAUUAGGUUUUUCUAAAUGGAAGAGAUAUGCUUUAUCAUUAUGCAACAAAUUUCCUUUCAUGUUUACAGUUUGUCUUGAAAAAUUGGAUUUAAAUGGUCUACUAAAAUAGAACCAACGUUUCCUUAAUUAAACAAUUUAAUAAGUCUUCAAUCUAAAGUUAGUUAGAGUGUAGUUGUUAUUCAAGUUAUUGGAAAUUAUCGUUUCCAGUUAAUGACUUCUAAGUCCUACACUCUUCAUAGAGUGUUUUAAAAGUUUAAAGUUGAUGUUCAUACUGUAGCCGGAUUGAAAUAUUGAAUUAAAACUUUUCUAAUCUAUAACAGUUAUAUUAUGAAGCCUGGUACUUUGGUGAGUCUAAGAUGCAUACUUUGCAUGACAUGUUGGGUGUAUGUGCAAAAACAUACAUUUUUUCACUUAACUUGUACAUGAUUGUAUCUAGAUCAUAUUUCAAACACUUUUGCAUCAGUUUACUUUUGCCAUAAUUUUCAUGGCAAUUUUGUGACAUGUAACCUUUGCAACUCAUAAAUUGUUGUGAAAAUGUAAUGUUGCAGAUUUUUUUUGUAAAAAGAACUUACCAUUCCACGGGAUUCCAGUUUGUUUUUGAACAAUACCAAAUACUGAAGAACUUGUCCCCAUUAGAAUCUCCGACGACCUUUCCUGGAGCAAUUUUGACAACAGUCAAACCAAGACAUGUCAAGAAUCUGCACAGCCUCAAUCAUCCAACAGAAUGAAGUUCUGUUUUCAAUUAAUCAAAACUAUAUAAUUAAUUUGUGAUAUUUUAGGAUUUUUUUAAUUAAAACACAAGAAUUUUGCUAUAGUUAUGAUAAUGCCUGGUAACUAAGUCUUGUUUUUACAGAAAGCUGCUAACAGUGCAGACAGGCAUAAUUCCAGCUCAGGCUCAAGAAGUGCCCAUGGAGCAUUCCCCCAUUCAACACAUAGUGCCAGCUAUGCUGUUGGUAGCAGCCAUAGAUCGGGGCUUAGAAGCAAAGAAGUUGUGAUAACAGAUCCUUACUUGGAUGCACUGACAAAGGAUACCAAAGCAAGAACGAGAAAGAGAUUUUCUGUAAGUACUAGCUAG
Messenger RNA from Porites evermanni, 1293 nucleotides. Lineage: Eukaryota; Metazoa; Cnidaria; Anthozoa; Scleractinia; Poritidae. The record is from the annotation of a GenBank genome assembly.